AAUAAUAUUUAUAUCCUAUAAUAUUUAUAGCUGUGGCUGAUAUACAACUUAUUGUGUCAAAACAUUUUCACUAAUGUUAAUAUCCAGAGGAAAAUGAGGACUACGUUUAUAUGAAAAGGUGAUUACGCGCGGGUCCUUCACUUUCGUCGUAUGCCGUGCCGAGAGAGCGAGCGAGUCACCACGUUCGACGUGUUGGCUCUCUGUCGCAUAUAAAAUUCGUACGUAAGUGUGACAGGGAGGCAACACGUCGAACGUGGUUCGCGGUAGGCCUUCUGUAGUUUGUCUCAAACGUUGCCUAGGUUUGUUCGAUCAGGGGGCCUUCCGCGAAAACCAAAAUUCGCAACUUGCGGGGAUCUUUCUCUUUUACUCUCAAUAAGACGUAAUUACAGUGACAGAGAAAAAUGCCCGCAAUUGACGAACUUCGAUUUUCGCGGUUAUAGCCCAGGUCAAUUCUUGCAUUAAUUGCCUAUUACGUUACUAAAUUAACCGAAACUUAAGUCAAUAUCGUAAAUGCUUUAACAAUUAAUGAUCACAUCUAAUUUCAUUAAUUUGUUGAGCUGAUUUUACAAUUCUUUUAUAAUUACCUAUAGUAGCACCUUAAGUAUUCGCUUGAUGCAUGAUAGGAAUUAUAUCUGGCAAGAAUGUUUGCAAGUCUACUACUUGCGAUUGCGAUAGUUGCAGCGGCUCCCAUUCGGAAAGGUAUUAAAAACGACCCCCUUGUGUUCAUAUCGAACCCUGUGGAGUCCGAGUACCCUGGACAUUGGAUCCCGCAGAGCAUCCUUCGAGUAAUUUUAAACAGACCAAACGAUCCUUCUACAAAACAACCAUUGAAAAUUUUAUUUAACAAUCUACUUCAAUCAAAAUCAGGAAAACCAACUAAGUCAAAAAUCACUACUCGUACUCCUAGACCUACUUCCCCUAUUACUAAGCCUCGUGCCAUUACUAUAGUAGUUACUGAGAAAUUAACUAAGCCUACAUCACAAACAACUGUUACCAAAACAACUACUAAAGAAGCCGCACGAACUACAAUCUCAACAACAGCAUUAACAACAUCGCCACCAACAACGGUAUCAACAACAACAACGCCAACAACAACAACACCGCCAACAACAACAACGCCAACAACAACAACAACGCCGCCACCAACAACAACGCCAACAACAAUAACGCUAACAACAACAACGCCAACAACCACAACACCGCCAACAACAACACCGCCAACAACAACAACGCCAACGACAACAGCAACGCCAACAACAACAAUGCCAAUAGUAACAGAACCAAUAUCCCCGACAAAAACAAAAAGGUCAACGGAACAAUCAGAUUUAAAUACAGCUGGCGAUCAUGUCGGCGGCGGCAUCAAGACCAAUUGAUAUUGACACAUUGUUGCUGUUUCACAAACAUUUCAUAUAAGUCUACAGUUUUCACACGAUGAAUUUAGCUCGUAUGUCAGAAUUUGAAAUGCAUAAAUCUAUGGUUAAUUAAAAUACUUCCUUUUGGAUUCCGUUGUCAACUAGGAGCCGUUAUUGUUCCGCCAUGUCCGUCUGUUCGUCCGCGGGUUACUUGGGGACCAUUAAUUAGUACUAGGAAGCUAAAUUACGCAUUGCUGUAUACACAGUGUUUUUAUUGAAUUUCGUUCGCUUCGGGGUGUCGGUAAACUAAUACGUUUAAGGAAACUAAAUGACAUAAUCAAUUAAAACAAAAAAAGUUUUGUUAUUUA
Molecule: messenger RNA, 1720 nt
Organism: Cydia pomonella (codling moth)
Lineage: Eukaryota; Metazoa; Arthropoda; Insecta; Lepidoptera; Tortricidae
Product: salivary glue protein Sgs-3-like
Exons: 2
Coding region: 642-1373 (243 amino acids)
Source: RefSeq, a predicted model, not a curated record